AGCAGUUUAAGCUGAUGUUUCUGCUGCAGCUAUAAUAACAGAACGCGUCACUCCUCUGAGCGGAACGUCAUAAUGCUGCGACACGCGUGCCACGGUCCAGAACGCGAGCAUGGCCGCAGCAGAUACAGAGAAGAAGCGCGUGCUGGAGAUGGUCCAGGCGGCCGGCGCUGACGAGGGCUGUGUGACGUUUGUCCUGCACGAGGAGGACCACACCCUGGGCAACUCCCUCAGAUACAUGGUGAUGAAGAACCCUGACGUGGAGUUCUGUGGAUACAGCAUUACACACCCCUCGGAGAGCAAGAUCAAUUUCCGCAUACAGACCCGAGGAGGACUUCCAGCCACGGAAACUCUGCGCAAAGGCCUGAAUGACCUUACAGACGCCUCCAACCACGUGCUUCACACGUUUGAGGCACAGGUGAAGGAGUUCAAACUGAAGCAAGAAGAGGCCAUGGAGUAGCUUUAUAGGAGUGAAAGGACUGUCACAUGAGAGACGUUUGACGCUGGACGGAUGCAUGGAAAUACCCAGAAUUUUACUCCCGUUUACCUUAUUUACAGUUCAACUGAUCAGUGAACUUUUGUUGUACAGUAUUUCUUUUAUCUUUUUGUUUUGUUUGUUUUCUAUAUCUUUAAAAAAUACUGCAUAUUUUUGAGAGUGAGCACAUUAUGAUGAUUAAUAAGGUUGUCAUUGUUAUUGGCUUUUGAUUUUUUUUUCCCCAGUUGCAGGAAUGAAUAUUUGUCAUUAAAAUUUAAUUUUACAAUUAUUUGUAACUCAGACGUCAUGUCUCUGUUUUGCAGCCCGUUGCUUUAGACCAUGCUGUCUCUCUUGGCCUGACCUUGACAUAGUUUAGAACGAGUUUGCCAAAAAAAGAAAAGAAGAGAAUCCUGGAUCAGCUCCCAUACGAGUCUAAUGUGAUAUAAUUACUGUCCCAACUCAUACAAACUGAAGGCGCGUUCAGCGGCCAUGUCAAAACAUUCCACUGAUGUUCAAAAGAUUCCACGAAUCCCACUAAAAUGAGGUUACUGUGAAGAUCUGAACCAUUAACCAAUCAUAAUAAUCUUCCUCAGAAUUCCAGAUAUACGACUGUGCUUUUCACUACAUUAAAAAUCAUGUUUUAUA
This is a messenger RNA of Astyanax mexicanus (Mexican tetra), 1117 nucleotides long. It is a transcript of the gene polr1d, whose product is annotated as RNA polymerase I and III subunit D. Gene Ontology annotation, molecular function: protein dimerization activity; DNA binding; DNA-directed RNA polymerase activity. Lineage: Eukaryota; Metazoa; Chordata; Actinopteri; Characiformes; Acestrorhamphidae. Bases 110 to 457 code for a protein of 115 amino acids. The transcript is spliced from 5 exons. Gene Ontology annotation, biological process: DNA-templated transcription. The record is from RefSeq and is a predicted model, not a curated record. Gene Ontology annotation, cellular component: RNA polymerase III complex; RNA polymerase I complex.